CUCAUGCUCAUGACAAAAUUGUAGAAUAACAACCCAAAUGUUUGCAAGGACAACGGCAAACCUUGGAUCGAUCGAGUGGGUAAUUGACACUGACUCGGAAGCGUUGUCUAAACGGAGGAGAGGCAAUGAAGGGACGCACCCAGUCUAUUUGGUAGGGAAGGAAGAACGCUUGACAACAAACGACUGACGGAGCACACAACUUACAUGCAUCAUCAAUGUCGACUGAUUUUGCCGUGCUGCAGGGGCACGCUGCUCGGGUGAAUCGCAAUGGAGCAUCCCCCUAAAGACAUGAGCGGAAAUAAUCCUUCACUUAGUAGUAAUACAUGCAACCGCUAAGCUCUUGAAGACGAAAUGACAGACGAUUAUCCAAGAUUGCUUCUCCUGCCUCUCGGCCUCUGCUGCUCACUUUGUGGAUGUGGACCGCAGGAACUCCCGCUAAAGGACAUGUGCUUCUUGACAAGCCGCGUCGUGUCUCGCUUUUUGCUCGCAUGCGCUCAGUGGCUCGGACCACGCCUUUAACCUGUUACGGCUUGGCACUUUGAGAGCCCCACACACCUCUUUCUAUUAAUAAUACGGUCUCCAUCAGCUUUCGCCAUUCCCCUUCCUUUGUAAUGAAUACCUUGUCCUUUGCUUCCGCUAAUACUCUGUCGGGAAAGUCCAUGAAGAUACAACGGUUAGCGGUCGCAAGUGAGGCGGUUUCGAAGAGAGAGACUCGUUAAACGGCCGAAAGCAACAGUAAACUUUGUCUGGAAACGGUUGAAAGCUUGGAGCUGUGUUAUUGACUCUGUCAGUAGCCGUAUUUUUGUGCAGGGACUGAAGGCGUGCAGCUUUUAUGACAAUUAGAUUCGAAACAAGAGGCGUAGGAAAGAUUGUUGUGAAGGCAAAACGGGCCUCUCUCCGUCUGCAUUCACCAGUCCACGAAUAUCCCUUAUGUGGCCUACAAUUUCUAUCUUGUUGAGGUUAUGUACUACAUUGGUGCCCUGCCUGUCCGUCACAGCCCAUCGGUGUUCCGACCUUACAGUCUGGUAUCGUUCGUAUGGCGCCUUUCAGCUCCAUGAAAGCCAACCCAUGUCCAUCUAUGUUGUACUUAGGAUCCACCAGUGUUGAGUUUGCGUGCUGCUGUCUGCUGCUCGCUGUGCAUCCGCGUAUCUCCAUUUAUUUUCUCGCUUCUACGUCGGCCGGCCUGCACGUCGCCUGCGUUUUCUGCGAGCCACGCUGCAUCAGUGCCCUGGGAAACUGUUCUUCCGAACUCCGUCGGAUGGUUUGGCAUAUAUGGGUCCUUUUGUUAUUCGUCCCUCUCUGAUUUCCGAAAGAGACCGGGGGAUAGCAACCAUGAUGUCGCGCGUUCCUUUCCACUCUCCUCUCUUUGUCCUUCUUCAGGCGCUCAUCGAAGCCAGAAAACCCUCGUAGAUGCCUCAUAUUGCUCGCGUCCUUUUCGUUCCUUUGUAGAGAGUGGACGUGGUCUGUGCCUUUAAUUCAGACUGUCUUCUCGACAAAAGGCAUUCAUGCCAGCAUUUUCUUGUUGGCGAAGCCGAGACACGCCACAUGAGGAAGGUGGGAGAGCGAGAAGUUCCGAAAAUACUAUGUCGCUGGUUCACAAAAUGAUGCUUCGGUGUUUCCGGAGAAGACUGUCUGUAGGUCACACCCCAGCCGGUGUCGCUCCGUCACUCCCAGCGAAUCAGCCAGAGCGGAGGCAUGAAAAGGGUGAAGAAUUCACGCGUUUCUUCUCUUUUCCACACACAGUGGGGCUACCACGAUGUGCCUGGGACGUUGGCUCGCCACCCUUGGUCUCGUGUCCGUUAUUGGAGACCAGUGCAUGCACAUACAUGACUGUGAGACCGAAGCCGCGGAGGAAAGGGAGGACACGCCUGUCUUUCUCGCCAUCAUCUCGCGUAUCGUUUUUUCUUCCGCCCUUUUCGAGAGCGCGCAGUCGCAUCGACCCGCAGUCGUCAUUCACUGCGGGACAAAGCGACGCAAAGCUACCCCUCCCUUUGUGUCCACCUUCAGCCCUCAGUAAAACGUCGAAUGCGCAUUCUUCUUCCUCGAGUGGAGACGCGUCGUGGGCAACGGCGCUGGCACUUGCAGUCUGUGGCUGCGCCAUACCUGAAGACGACGCGAGAGACGCCGGCGGAGUUCAAGAAUUUCCGUUUGUUUUUUCGGAGGGAGAGCUCGAGGAAGAUGCUGAUCCAGACGACUUCUGGAGAGUAUCUGCCGUGAUUCAGAGCGAACCUGCGUCUGCGAGGAACGCUCCGGAAGGGUCAGGCCGACCGCGAAGCCCGGCCAGUCUAUCGUUCGUCAGUAAUGCAACGCCGAGAGACAUCACCGGAGGCGAAGCCGAAGAAAUGGGGGAGGCAGAAAAAGAUGACGUAGAAGACAAGCCGGAGGGAGGAAACAAAGAUGAAGCAGAGUGGAAGCAAACUCAGUCAAGAGGUCGCUUCGCUCUUCAGUCCGUGUCGGAACAGUGCUCUUGCCAGCACAGACCACAGUUCGGGGAACAUCUCCAGAGAGAUGAAGAUCCCCGAAGACAACGGGCAGAGACUGUUGUUGGGGGAGGUCACAGCAAAAGGGGCUCUUUACUUGCAAAGCGCGUUUUGCAGGAAUAUCGGAUAGACCGACACGUCGGGCUUGAAAGAGAUCCAUCGCUGCCAAUACAUCGACCUCAUCAGAACGGACCCCAGCCGGGGACGGAGACACCCACAGGCAACAGAGCAGACCCGUUGGACCAAGCCACGGAUCCUCAGAGAGAUGCGGCGAAUCUGUUUACAUCUUUAUGCGUUCGUCCCUGCGUGAUGGCACUGAAGGGUCGCUCCCCUUCCGCGCCUCAGGCUUGGUGGCGACAGCCUCUUGCUUCGUCCUCUCUAUCGUCCUCUGCUCCAGCUUUUUGCGAGUCUGCGACCCCGCCGGUUCUUGAUCGUGACCGAGAGCAUCGAACAACGGCGUCGCUUGCAGACUACGACAGUACUUACACUCCGUCUGCAGGUGGCAAUCAGGUUCCCCACUCAAGCAGUUUGGUAGACAGAGACGGCAUGUCCAGCGAGGUAAUCCAGCCGGAAAAAAACGGCGGGGAACUCGGCGACCGUCGUCCGAAAGAAAGGGAACGGGACAAGCACACUUUGAGUCAGCGUAUGACCGACUUGGUGCUUCUUUUCAAGACACCUCUUUUUAUGGCGACACCAGAGGAUCUGGACAUGAGAGAGGGUGAGAAGGGCCCCGCGGGUCUCGGGUCGGUUACGCUGCGAGCUACUCAGGUUUUGACAAGGCAGCUGGAGGAGUUGGCGCAAGUCACGAACCAACUCGUGUCGUGGCUGCGGCCGACAUUCCCCGAUUCCUGGACGUGCCGAGGGGCCCUUUCCGCGGUCGACGAGAGGAGACCGACAGAGGCAGAAGGCGUCGACUCAUACGUGGAGACUGUCUUCCGGACUCGAGCGGCUGUGGUGCGCUUUGUGCGAAGCAUGUUUUACCUGAUGGUUGCAGCCGCCGACUACAAGCUCACUUUCAGUCGUGUUGACCGGGUGUCCAGACAGCUCAUCGCUCUCCGGGAAGAGCGCGAGCGAGUUCGCGAACGUCUCGGAGCACGUGAAACACAAGCCCGUGAGGCGAACACCAGUGUCGCUUCCCUUCGAGGUCUCGCGAUUUCCGAAGCGAAGUCCGAAAAAGCACUACUGCAGAAAGCUGGAGGGGAUGCGGGACAGUCUGAAUUGAUUGGGAUCAAUACCGAGUCCGCACGUGACGCGAGCGGGAGUCUUCUUACAGGUGGUGGUCGCUGCGCUCUCCCCGCCUCUUCCCUCGUCUCGUCCACAGAACAGACUUUGUCUCUUAUUUGCGAGACCGAGUCGCAGACGACUCGCCCUGGAGGCGACAGCUCAAAUUCGUGGAGUGCUUCGGCGAUAAACCCGUACGUCGACGCCUCAUCGCAUCCACCUCGAGACUCCAUGGCGACCCGACUGGGUGAGUUGGCUGCGGAAAUUGAGGCUCUUAUAAAUACGAGAAAGGAACUUCUGUCAUGCGUGCACGAUCGUUGUGCACGACGUCUGCUUCACGUGUGCCGUUGCCACGGGGGGCUGUACACGAAGCUCGGCCAGUACGUCGCGACGAUGACGCACAUCAUUCCGGCUGCGUACACGGAGCACCUGCGCACGCUUCACGACGACGCAGCACGUACGCCGUGGCCCCUGGUGGCUCGGCUCGUGGCAACGGAACUGGGGGCGCCUAUUGAGGAUGUUUUUCUCUUUUUCAACCAGGAGGCCGUCGCUGCCGCCUCGCUGGCUCAAGUUCACCACGCACGGCUGCGGGACGGGCGGGAAGUGGCCGUAAAGGUGCAGCGACCGCGCCUGCGCGAGCAGAUGCAUGGCGACUUGAAAACCGUGGAGAUUAUGAUGCACUUGGUGUCCUGGGCCUUUCCAGACUUCGAGUUUCGAUGGUUGCUCCCCGAGUUCCGCCAAAACAUGCGCCAGGAAACUGACUUUCGACAGGAAGCAUACAACGCGAUGCGCCUGCGCUGGCUGUUCAGACACCAAAGUGAGGUGUACGUCCCGUGGGUCGACUGGGAGCGGACUACCGAGCGCGUGAUGACCAUGGAAUUCGUCCGGGGCCUCAAGGUGACGGACACCCCAGAGGCACUCGAGCGCGAACUCGGAGUCAAGCAGGAAGAUAUUGCUCGGCUGGUCAUGCGCGUCUUUGCCGACAUGAUCUUCGUCCACGGCUUUGUUCACUGCGACCCGCACCCCGGGAACCUCUUCGUGCGGGUGAUGCCGGAUGACGGAGAAGUGCAGGGUGAAGGAGCCUCCAGUGGGAUUACGAGAUACCACUCGCCCUCCGCGCGACACUUAGCCGAGUUGCCCUCUAUCGCUAGGCAAUUUCUUAUCAUGUCGUCUGUCAAACCCGUGGCUCCUACCGAAAAUAUGGGUGAGUCCGGCGAGAGAAGGGACCGGGGAAAGAAUGGCGAACUAGGUGAUGGGGUCUCGGGGGUGCAUGCAGUCCAAGGGAAGGAUCGACGUCAUAAAAUGGAACCCAAUGAGAGUCACUUUGCGAUUGCUCGAGACCAGCACAUAAACAGCCAGCUGAGUCCCUGCACCCUUGCCCCAAACGCGAAGAGAGGCCGAAGACGCCUGCAGCUUGUGAUCAUCGACCACGGGACCUAUUGCAGACUGAAACCUUCGUUUCGUUCCGCAUACAGCCAACUGUGGAAGGCGCUGCUUCUGAAUGACAUUGAAGAGGGCAGGAAGGCGUGCCGGGCUCUGGGUGCCCGCCUGGUGGUUUCGCCGGAUUGGAAACGAAGCUCGGCUCUCGCUGGAGGAAGGAGCGUCCCGGGAGAAGAGGUCAGCGGCGGACACGAAUCCGGACACGCAUGCGGAGAUCGAGAAGCAAAUGUGAGAGUGAAGGACUGGAGCGGUCUCGAAGUAAACCCAGAGAGAGAAAGCAAUACAGAAUGUUCUGCAGUGGCUAGCAGGAAAGGUGGACCGACCAGAAAGGAGAUGCGUGCGUCGCGGACGCACCGCAUUUCGUUUGAAGCCUCUGGUAUAACUGUAAGGAGCCCGAUUUGUGAGAUGGGUCUCCCAGGCGACGAGAGCGCCCAAAGCCACUCUGAUGCCUCAGGAUGCAGUCAAAUACAUCAGCUGCCCUUUCCUCUGACGAAGGAUUAUACUGCUCAGCGACGCCCGAGAAAACACAAUUACAUCACCAAUGGAGGUGUCGCUACACCCGGGGUUCCGGACCCCGACGAGGACGCUGCGCUUGACUUGCUGUCCCUGAUUCUGACUUACCGGCCACAGACUCGCCUUCUGUACACGGCAUUGGGGUCUGCAAUUCACGUGGAAGACAGGAAAGCUAUGAUUACGCAACUGCGUGGGACGUCGUUCUCCGCCGUGAACGCGUUUCUUGAAAGCCUACCUCGAGAUCUCCUCUGGGUUCUGCGAAUGACCAACAUUCUCCGGUCUCUCAACUUACAGCUCGGUGGCUUCACGCGCUCCCGGUUCCUGGCUAUGGGCGAAAGCUGCUGCCGGGGUCUCCAACUGUCGAACGAGUUGGUCGACGAAAUGGAGGCAGACUGCAGACGGUUCCUGUCCGUGCGCAAGGAGGAAGCAAACGGGAGCUUGGUGCAAACAAGGAGGCGCGCAAGUGCCGAAGUAGGCGGGAACGAGUGGGGGAACGGGAAAGGGGGGAAAUGGGCCGCAGAGGCGGGAGCCACGAUCCACCAAGCCGAGGAAAACACUGACCUAAGAGAACGGGGAGGAUCGACCUUGCCUCGGGCCGCAAGCGAGAAGGCCUCGACGGGAACCAGAGAACUGGUGCUGGGACAGAAAAACGCGGAUGGAGAGGCAUUCGAGAGAAUCGAGGCUGUGGCGCGGACAAGAGGUCGAACGGGGAUCGAAACGAAGACACCAACGAGAUCCAUUGAGGAAGAUAGCGGGGGCGAAGGCGCAGGAACGGGGGAAGCAAAGAACGGAGAGAAGCGAGAGGCGCCCAAGAAACCAAGAGCGUUGGACGGAGUUGCUGAGAGUACAACAGAGGGAAUUGAAGAGUUAGGAGGGGCCCAUUCAGAGUCAGUCCGCCAGCGGUCAGUUCCUAAGUGGUACACCUUACCUGGUGCAGAGAGUCUUAACCUUCCUCUCGCCUCCGACAUGCCUUGCUUUGCCCCCACGGGCUCCGUCAUGGCAGUGUGUCGAGCGCUGGACAUCCUCGUGGGUCCGGUCGUGUGGCUGGCUGAGACACUAAGCGGGCGAAGCCGCCUCGGCGAGGCGAGAGACACGCACAGGGGCGAGAACCCCACGGAAAUGGAAACGAGCAAAACUGUGUGGAGGGGACUGAAGGCGACAGUGCACACGAGAAGACGUGAGGCAGGUGAAGACCCCUUAGAGAAAAUAGAGUCCCAGAUUCUUGAGUGCAAUGAAAGACAAGCUCCUACAGGAGACGGAGGAAUCCAUUCAGAGAAGGAUUCAUCCGCUUGUUCUCGACCAAAUGAUUUUCCUCCUCCAGUGGCAUUUUCGUCUUUGUCGCCGUGGUCUGCCCGGGUGGCGAGAACUCUUUUGAAGGCUGUUCUCUCGCUGCAGCUGUGGUGGAGUCUCCAGUGUCUGCGGGUUCGACUGUGGCUUGCUGACGCCUUCCUGGCGUUAGCGGUCGCCCAGCUACCCGCUGGCGACGUGACUUUUGAGCAGGCAGGCGGGGCAAUAUCUUCCGAGUCUGUAUGGAACCGCCGUGUCCCCGCACUCCGACAGGACUUGAGCUCGGGAGAGGCGCGACGCUGGUUCAGAACGGAGUAGACAAGGGACAGAGAAAACGCACUCGCAAAAACGUAGGGACGCAUCCUGAUGAAUAUAUCUCCAGUUCUAAGAUUCAGACAGCUAAGUUCUACGCACCUUUACUGGUAAUGCCCAGCUAGUUAUCUAGGGGCACGCUCGAGGCCGAGUUUUAACUUCGUAUUCGCAGUGGCUUGCGAUGGAAAGGUUUCGGAAGGUAGCUGAAGUUCACUGAAAAAGAAAAGCAAGGGUGAGGAGAACGUGCAACCCCUGUCGUUGGUGGCAAGCGAAAGGGUAACGAAUGAGAUGCCACUCCACUCUAACGAUAACAUCGCUGUGUCACACAAGGCUGCCCUUUUGUCGGUAGUCGGGGCCAUGUAAAAACAUGCACAAUUAUUGUAAGGUACCGAGGAGCGCUGAGACUGUCGCGUUGCUCGCAGUGCGUAAACCAGUGUAAUGCGUGCACAUAUCCGCGGAUGUAGAUGAAGAUCCGCGUGGCUACUGGGGGAAGAAGGGACAGCUUGGGAGAAAAGUGACUGUGAGAGGCUCAACGGGAUUUUAGCCCUUUGAUACUCUGAGAGUGUUGACAGGGACGAUGUAUAAAUUGAGAUAAUUUGUACAGCUUUUGAACCUACUUGCCGCAUCAAUUAGCGCUCUUGUACUGGGAGCGACUAUAUUCGAGACCGGAGUUGUUUUUGUCGGUUUUAUUAGGGGAUUCGGAGUUGGGUUAUCGCUUCAGGUUGUGUCUGUAAUCGAAGUUUCACUGUAGUCGCAUCGCUUCGUGAACACAAUACAGAGUUGAGUUUUCUUCUUAGUAGCGGGAUACCAAUGUUAGUGUCCUGGUGUUCAAGCAGUUUGUAUGCAGAUGCUGGUUUUUUAAGUAGACGUGGGAUACCGCAGUGCUGAAUGCAGUUAACAUGAUGGCCAUGAACAACACAACAGGUCCAAGGCUUGUCAGUCGGUGGCAAGCAUUCUGCUGUCGCCUAAGGUCUCACAGUUGAUCGUUUUGUCCCAUCACCUUGUUUGUAUGUAUGAUUAUUUGCAAUUUCGUCUGCAUGUACAUAUACAUGAGCCUACUCGGCAAGGUCUGCACUGCAACCCGCGAAGCGUCCCGACCGGCGAUCCGUUUUCAAGGACGUGCUUCGCCUGUCAACCUCAUCUGAGAGAGACAAAUUCUGCACUAGGUCAAAGCCUAAGAGGUGCAUUCGCUUGGACACAUGCUAACGAUUGUCUAGGUGUCCAUGCCUUUCUGUAUCACGGUGGAGGGAGGGACUCGAAAUGUGGUCUGUGAAUGGGUGAUUAUUUGGGUACAUAAUGUGAUCUUUUUGAUUAUUAUUGGUAGUACUAUUCCACAAGUAGGUCGUCCGUAGUCGACCGACAGGGUGUCCAUUUUGCUAUAGGAUGCAUGGCUAUUUUAUUGAAUGACGAAUUUAUUUGUAUUUGUCUGGCAGAUGGACAUGCAUGUUUCGUGAACAUACACACUCCAAAGGAUUCUGGCCCACUCGCCGGUCAGCCGCUUGUGUGCAUGCAAACCUUCAAUAGAAUGCACAGGGAUAUUCACUCCAGAAAGAAAAGGUGUUCUCCCAAAGCCCAAACGCUUCCUGUUUUCGUCGGUUCCGCGACUGUUCCACAUAUUCGUAUAGUCAAAUGAGGAAAGCGGUGAGCUUCGAAACCGAAGACGGACAGUACGAUGACAAACACUCUUUGCCUGUCACCUACGUCAUACACACGGGGCUUACAGAGCCACUCCCUCGCUAUCAUCAUUGCUUCCCGAAGCUGGCGGACGCGGCUCCUCUUAUUUCUACGUGUUUCGUCUAAACAUCGUCCCCUUACACCUGAAUCAAAACGUCGUUCAAGAAAGACCCGGAGUACGAAGACCGACGGACAUGCACGAGCUAAGGCAAACGACAAAGAAACCAAUCUCCACAUCAAACAAGGAGAGACAUUACUAUCCUUGUCCCAUCGCCUGACUCUCCUCUGUGAUGUGCAGAAGAGUGGCAGACACACACAACGAGACGCUGGCAAAGGUGAACGUACGAAGGGACAAACGCAUCGGACGAAACUGGCAGCCAUUUCCAUGCUAUUCGUAUGUGAACAUAUAUAUAUAUAUAUAUAUAUAUAUAUAUAUAUAUAUAUAUAUAUAUAUAUACAUCUGCAGGCAUAGACAUGUAAACAUAUGCACGAUGUAUUGGUGAAAGCAUUUAGAUAAAAAUGUAUACGCUUACAUAUAUUUGUAUAUCUGACACCCUUACCUGCUAUCUCCAC
Molecule: messenger RNA, 9500 nt
Organism: Toxoplasma gondii ME49
Lineage: Eukaryota; Apicomplexa; Conoidasida; Eucoccidiorida; Sarcocystidae
Product: ABC1 family protein
Exons: 2
Coding region: 1506-7259 (1917 amino acids)
Source: RefSeq, a predicted model, not a curated record